UGUCGCGAACCAGUCAACACAAUUUCCGAGGCGCCAGUGUCGGCCAGCAAAAGAUAUACUAAUUCCGAAGCAACGCAUCCCAACCGAAAUGCUUCCGACGCCGCCAAUGCAGCGCAAGCAAGUGAGGUGCAACAUACGCUCCUACAAACUAGUGAGGCCCCCCAAAAUAAAUCCGAGUUCCGGAGACUUACCACCUCCCGAAACGAAAGUUUCUUGCAGGCUGAGGGUCGUCUAUUAAAAAAAGACGGCGAAGAGGAUAAAUUUUACUUAGUUUGCGCUUCAGACUCCGGGUAUCAAAAUAAGUCUGACGCGCAACGCAUGUUGCAAACAGACAAGGCGCCGACCGUACAGAGAAUCGACGCUUGGCGUGAAAAGAGUACAGAUGUUGGCGCGAUCAUGGAUGCCCCCAGAAGUGACAUCAAAAGCGCGGGGAGCGCUAAUCUUUGUGGUCCUCGUCAUCUAUAGAGGAUCACAUGUUCGCUCGUCCAUACGGGCGCUGCAGUCCCGCUGGUGCCAUUUCGCAAAGCAUUCCAUGUGGAUAUGGGUUGGUGCCUGCAGACAGUCAUCAGAUCCACGACACGGUGAUGUCAACGAGGGCAUUAAACUUCGGCGUACGGUCAUCAUCACACCUAAAAGGGGAGCCCUCCGACAACUUGUUGACUCUGAUCACCCGUGAGAACGCAUGCUUAAGACGGACAUCGCUGCGUGCUAAGAGUCACACUGUCGUGUACCAGCCCUCCCAUUCGAAACAACCGCCGCAAAUCCAAAACGAAACAAACCAUUUUCCGCUUGUGACAGCUGACUUGGAUCCGUCGACUGUGCUUUGCGAAGUGCCGAAAAAGAAACUCGAGUCGUCGCAAGGUGGAUCGGAUCAGUCGGCGGUGUAUGAGCGCGAAAGGCAAGCACAACAAUCUCCGUCACAGGCAGCGCAGGGCGUUGAAUUCACGACUUUGUGUCAGCCUUCGCAUUCUGGGACGCCUUCACACGCGCCGUAUAAUCUUGCACGUAUUCGAACACCAACAUUGCCGAGCGGUUCCACGACUGUAUUGCAUGGCAUUGCUUAUAAGAGGGACCACGCAUCAUACGGUUUUCAAUCUUUUGACAAUGGGCUCAAGCCAGAUGAUCCUGUAUAUAUGCGCGUCUCCGCGUCUCAGGACUUGGGAGUUCUCAGAGAAAAUUUAUGCGAGCAGCCUACAAGAGAUGUAACACGGCGUCCCGUACCACGUCCGCGUACAAUCAACCUUUCGAAGAAGGAACGGAAAGCGACAAAGGAGCGGCCGUCACGUGAUGCGGUUUCUUGUCCCCGGAAGCCGUCUGCUGAAGAGGGUGAGUCUGUCAACAGGAGGAAUGACCAACUCAAGACUGAAAGCGCCAUUGCGAGCGAGGAUCAUGUGAAGCAAAAAACGGUGCCGAAUAAAACUCCGGCUGGCACUGAUGAAAGGAAAGGAGUCGAAGACAUUGCAGAGCAACAUCGUUCGCUUGCCCUGCAAGCAGUGCGGGCCAGAGAAACGACUAUGCAGAAAACGCCCAUUGUUCGAGACAGCGCUGACAGCAUGGAAGCCAAUAAAAUUGAUAUUUAUUCAAUGGUGCUCCAAGUAAACUGUGAUAACAGCGCUACAUUCGAUGUUCCGACAUCAUUAUCAGCAAGUUCAAGGAAGGAAGCUGAAAAGAAAUAUACAUUUGAUAAUGGAGGUCAGUGUGAUGCAUCUGCCGUGAUUAAUGCGAGAAAAAAUGAACUUGUCCUUCGAGAGACUGCGCUUCCUCAUUAUUUGGCGGUCCAUGAAAAUGAGCAUGCGGGCAGCGAAGCUGACAAACAGGUGUACGACUGUGAACUGCUGGGCAGCAAGGCAGUCGAAUUGAACGGAGUUUGCGUUCCUGGAAUAGUAGUUUCACCACUGCCUCACGCGACAUCGAGAAUUACAGGUAAACCGCAGAGGUUGCUGUAUACCGAAAUUGUGUUGGCCACGGUCGUAUCACUAACCUGCCUUGUGUGGAUUGCAGCAGUGUUUCCUGCGCGCCGGCCUGAGCUCACACGCAUACUGCAUAUAGGGACUAGGAACCAGACAGGACCGUCGUUCAUAGCUCUAACGUUCCAAACAUUUUGGUACUCAACGGAAACCGAAGUCACUACGACGUCGACUAGCAAGCCCUCAUCCAGAUCUUACUUUUGCUCCUCUUAUUUUUGUUUAAAGGAGGCCGCGUACGUGAAGUCAGUGAUAAGAAAAGAUGCGUCACCGUGCGACAACUUUUACCAAUAUGCAUGUAGCAAUUGGGAAAGUAAAACGCCGUUGUCUGCCUUGGGACUUGGGGUAUCGACGUCUGUGGAUACAGUGCUAGAUGAAUACAUGUCUUCGGACCUCCGUGACUACAUUCUCCGAAAGGAAAACGGCGGAGCAAAUUCAGCUAGAUUCCUUUACCAGGCGUGUAUGGCAUCCUAUCACCGUACUUCUGCUUUUAUUAAGUCCAAAAUAUUUUCAUCGUUGCCAGUAAAGACGUGGCCGUUUAACGGUACCACAAAUCCCGUUGAAGUAUGGCGGACAGCUGGAAUCAUCGCGCGAAAAUACGGUGUUCCGGCACUUUUAGAUGUUGUCGUAGGCGUUCAAAGAACUACAAACGACAGCAUCGUGGAAUUGAGAUUGCCUCGGUCUUUAUUCUUCAGCGGCGACGAGUCGCGGCCAAACGUAAAGCAUAUGUUUAGGGAUGCAAUUCGCGAAGCAGCCACGGAGUUUAACCAGAAACCCAUGGCUGCAAACUUGACAGCGCAGAUCAUGGCAGUUUUCAAGGGCCUCGCCGCGGUCAGUGACAAACCAGCGGCCGCGAGAAGUUGCCGGGUGAGGAAACUCAAGCACAUCGACAACAGCGUACGAACAUUUGUCGCUGCCGUGUUCAAUGGUGACAUCAAUCCGAGCACGACCGUGGUCGUUAGGAACUCUGACGUGGUUCUCGGAGGACUUGUCCGAUUAACGCACAACUUAAGCGUGCAGCAUUUCCUCAACUAUCUGGGCUUCCGGUUACUUGUUCGGCUGGCCGUGCUACUACCGGAACAUCUCGUGAACCUGAGGCGUCUGUUCAGCGUCGAAUUCACGGGCCGAGUUGUGCAGGAUGACUUGAAGUGGCUCCUUUGUAUGCGUCUUGCAGAGGCUGUGGCACCUACCUGCUUGGAAAAUCUGCAAGCGAAGAUGUUUGCUCAGAAGCGAGCACCUACUCUGGCGAGGCGCUUCUGGCUUCUUCAAAUGGAGGAUUUCUUCUCCAGAAACCUGCGCCUCUAUGCCUGGAUUUCGGAGAAAACUCUGAGCCUCAUGGAAAAGAAGAUGGAACGCUACAAGUUUGUCCACGUUUUGUUCGAUAAAGCUUCGAAAAAUGGCACCGGUUGUGAAGGUGUGCGAAAGUUGCUGGCUUCGAGAAGACGACUGAAGAAGUCGCAACUCGUGCCAGCCAUUCUAGCUACGUGGGAGACAUUUCAGGGGAGGUAUCUGACCCAAACAACGCAACGACUUUUACCCAGGGAUCCGGGAUUCCUCUUCGAAGCACACCCCAGGUUGGCGAAAUCCUUGCAGACAGUGUACGUUCCUCCUGGUCUGGUCAACGCUUCUGUUCCGGAGAACAGCACAAUGCUUGCCUUCCACUUGUCUCGAGUGGCUACGCGUCUUUUCCGGACACUGGUGCCGCUGGCAAGCGCGGAGGGCGGUGACCAGUGUUCGGGGCCCUCGGCGCUGACGCAGCAGUCGCAGCGGUCACUAGCCCGACUCCGCAAGUGUCUGACGAAGGACGCCCAGUCGCUGCCUUCGCAGCUCCAGCCCCGAGCUUCGGACGUGCUGUGGGACGGCGAAGGGCGGGAAGGCGAGGAAGCCGGGUUCGCCAUACUGGCACAGACGGCCGCUCUCGGCCUCGCCUUCGCGGCGUUCAAGGAGAUGCUUCGCGUCGAUCGGAUCUGGCGGCUCGACUUCCGGUUCGCCUCCCUCGCCAACGUUUCGGCCGAGCAGCUGUUCUUCCUGUACUACGCGCUCGACAACUGCGAGCGCAGCGACCGCACGCACCGCGCACACGCGUACGGCGCCUGGCGUCGAUUGCCGGCCGAGCAGCGGGUCAAUCUGCCCCUCCGACAGAUGGCGCACUUUGCCGAAGCCUUCGGGUGUGAAUCGGGGCGGAGUGCCAUGGCGCCCAUGAAACGCUGCGGAGUGCUGCGGUGGCCUGCGCCCAGGCCUGGUCUCCGGGACGACGGUCAAUAGGCACUUGACACCCACACGUAAUGAUAGCUACUGAGUCUGAAACCAAUGGUUUUAAACUCAGCUCCUCAGGUACUUGGUGUAUAAUGGGAUGAUUAUUAUUACUAUUAUUCAGCUUUAUUUUGGCGAAUAGCUUGUUGGCCUAGAGGGCUUAUGCUGUAAUGAGGACAUUAAAGAGCCGUUUUCGA
This is a messenger RNA of Dermacentor silvarum, 4414 nucleotides long. RefSeq lists its product as uncharacterized. The transcript is spliced from 3 exons. Gene Ontology annotation, cellular component: plasma membrane. The coding region runs from base 474 to 4229 and encodes 1251 amino acids. NCBI's taxonomy places the organism in Eukaryota, Metazoa, Arthropoda, Arachnida, Ixodida, Ixodidae. Gene Ontology annotation, biological process: protein processing. Gene Ontology annotation, molecular function: metalloendopeptidase activity. The record is from RefSeq and is a predicted model, not a curated record.